AAUGAACGUAAUUACGCUAUUGCUGAAGACUUUGGUUGUGCUCGGAUUUGCCGUGCUUUUGGGACCAGGAAGGGUGGCUGCCUACGAUCCCAACGAUCCGAAGAUAGCCGAGUGCUGCCUGCCCCCAGAUGGGAUGUUCGAGGCCUUUUAUCCCCGCGAGGUGGAGGGAAUCCCCAAUAGCGCCUCGCGACCCGCACACGGGCAUGGCAGCUUCUUCAAGCACCGGAACCCAGCGCUGGUGGACACCAAGAACGCGGCGGCCUAUGGCUAUAGGUUCGAUGGCAAGAGACGUUUCAACUUCGAUUAGUUCUGGCCACAAAUCUGUAAUCUGUAAUAUUGGCAAAUAAAGUCCCUUACUGAAAACUUUAAAAAA
This is a messenger RNA of Drosophila santomea, 373 nucleotides long. RefSeq lists its product as uncharacterized. Bases 2 to 307 code for a protein of 101 amino acids. The transcript has a single exon. NCBI's taxonomy places the organism in Eukaryota, Metazoa, Arthropoda, Insecta, Diptera, Drosophilidae. The record is from RefSeq and is a predicted model, not a curated record.